This is a messenger RNA of Drosophila novamexicana, 1560 nucleotides long. Its product is annotated as acyl-coenzyme A thioesterase 9, mitochondrial. Bases 53 to 1441 code for a protein of 462 amino acids. Gene Ontology annotation, cellular component: mitochondrion. Gene Ontology annotation, biological process: acyl-CoA metabolic process. The transcript is spliced from 4 exons. Gene Ontology annotation, molecular function: fatty acyl-CoA hydrolase activity. The record is from RefSeq and is a predicted model, not a curated record. Lineage: Eukaryota; Metazoa; Arthropoda; Insecta; Diptera; Drosophilidae.
CAUUUUUAUUUUGGUUUUUAUCUUGGCACAAAUUUUUAGAAAAACUUUUAAAAUGCAACGUGUGAGAGGACUGCGACCCAUGAUCCCGGGCACAUGGCAAUAUUUGUCCAGAGCUCAAACAGGGUUGCGCCUGCCUUAUGCUAUGCGGCACUAUGAGAUGGGUGAAUUUUUGAAGGAGCAAUCGGACCAUUAUUCGGGCACCAUGGCGGAAAUUGUGGAGAAGAUACGUAAGCGAGUGGGCGCGGAAAUAGGCUAUCAUAUCGUACCCAAGUCACGAAAGCAUCUGCUGAAGCAUCAGCCCAAGCCGGAGCAGCUGCCGCCGCGAAGCAUGCAGGAUUCCUAUACAACGGUCACCUUGCCGCUUAGCGCGGAUGAGAUCAUACGAGAGCGUUACAUCAAUCACCUGGGCAGAAUGCGUAUUGGUCGCCUAAUGGAGGACAUGGAUAUGUUUGCAGUUUGGCUGUGCCAUCGUCACAUUAACGUGCCGGAGCUGCCCGAGGAUGUGUCUUUGCCGUACACUUUUGUCACACUGCUGGUGGAUCGUAUCGAGUUCACAAACAUUGUUGAUUUGCAGGUAAACAAGGAUCUUGAGCUGAGCGGUUUUGUAUCCUGGGCGGGUCGCACUUCCAUGGAGAUAACAAUCUAUGUGCGCCAGCUUCUGGAUGGGGAGUAUCUGAACGUGACCAAAGCGUUGUUUCUGAUGGUCGCUCGCAAUGCAACCAACACGGGCCCUGCGCCGGUGAAUAAGAUUAAGCCCGCCAAUGAAAUGGAGCAGCAAUGCUGGGAGCAGGCGGACAAGCGGCAGGAGAUUCGCAAAACCUCCAAGACUGAAAGUGUAUUCAUUUCGCCACCACUGGAGCACGAGCAGGCCAUUAUGUAUGGCCUGCUCAAACUGACCACAGCACCGGAUAGCUUCGAUUUAAACAAACGCAUAUUGCCGCCCAAAUGCCGCUGGAUGGCCGACAGUCAGCGUACCACAAUAAUGAAUCCCUUUCCAGAGAAUCGCAAUACACAUAACACUAUCUUCGGUGGGUAUGUGAUGCGUCAGGCCGUCGAGCUGAGCUUCAUAAUGGCCAGCAUCUAUAUAAGAGGUCGUCCCAUUUUGAAGUGCAUAUCGGACAUUAGUUUCAUGCAUCCGGUCCAGGUAACCGCAUUCCUGGAAAUGACCGCCCAUGUUGUGUACACCGCGCAGAACUAUAUCCAAUUGAUGACAGUUGCCCAAAACUGGGAUGCCAAAAGCGGCGAGAACAUAACGACCAACGUAUUCUAUCUCACCUACCAGACGGAUUCUAUUGUGGAUGAGGUGUUGCCGGGCUCGUAUCGCGAGAUGCUCUGGUAUAUACAUGGGCGGCGCAAAUUCAUGACCGCACUCAACUUGCAGUUGGAUGUGCCCCAGCCCGCUAAUGAAGACUGUCAGGUGAAGGAGGUAACUGCAAAAUAACUAACACACGCUUAGUUUUUCGUUUUCCUCGUACCUCGACACAUAUAAUUACGAUUUUGUAAUUGUUUAUUUUCUUUUUACAAAAUUAUUUGUAAUCAAAGUAUUUAAAAAUCCUUAAA